GGAAGGCCGGGCGCCGCCAUGGCGAGUCAGUCGCAGGGCAUCCAGCAGCUGCUGCAGGCCGAGAAGCGCGCCGCCGAGAAGGUGGCCGAGGCCCGCAAGCGAAAGAAUCGGAGGCUGAAGCAGGCAAAAGAAGAAGCCCAGGCAGAGAUUGAGCAGUACCGCCUGCAGAGGGAGAAGGAGUUCAAAGCCAAGGAAGCAGCGGCACUUGGAUCUCAUGGCAGCUGCACCACUGAAGUUGAGAAAGAGACCCAGGAAAAGAUGAGCGUAAUCCAGCAGAACUUCCAGAAGAACCGUGAGGUGGUCCUCUCCCAGCUGUUGUCGCUGGUGUGUGACAUCAAACCUGAAAUCCAUGUGAAUUACCGCAUCAAUGGGUAGUAGUGGAAGAAGGAAUAAGCAUACUGGAAAUGCUGGUAGUAACAUAUGAGCUUCAGGUGGAAUGUACAGCUCUUAGCCAUACCUUAACUGUUCUUUGUAAACGUGUUGAAUUAUUUCAGUGAGUCAUAGGUCAUCAAUAUCUUGUUGGAGUUCUGUUAGUUUCUCUCUUGACAUGGAUUCAGAGCUUAUUCAAACAUUAAAUGGCCAUGUCUCAAAUCUGUGCUAAGUUAUUAAAUAUAUAUUCAAGUUGGCACAUUAAUGUUCCCUUUUUAUCUGGAGAGUGUUCAGUGAGAGGCUUUCCUCUGCAAGGUAGAAAGGGGAGAGAAAUGCUGGCCAGGUUUAAAUGGAGAGCCUGUGUCAGUAAUUGUUAGACCUGUGUAACUGUAUUCUUGUUGACCAAAAUGCAUUUUUCAUUGUGUUGUUAACCUUUGUACAGGGGUUAAACCUUGUAAGAAGAAUUCUCUGGCUGUACAGUGUUGGCUGAUAAUUUUCAGGUGCUUGAGUUGCUCUGUAUUGAAUAUCCUCUGUAUAUUCUGCUGUUAGCUUGAGUUACAAGUCUGGCACUAUGACACUUGAAAGUAAAAACACUUAUUUAACUCCAAA
Gymnogyps californianus (California condor) is the source of this 978-nucleotide messenger RNA. RefSeq names its product ATPase H+ transporting V1 subunit G1 (gene ATP6V1G1). Gene Ontology annotation, cellular component: vacuolar proton-transporting V-type ATPase complex. Gene Ontology annotation, biological process: proton transmembrane transport. The coding region runs from base 19 to 375 and encodes 118 amino acids. NCBI's taxonomy places the organism in Eukaryota, Metazoa, Chordata, Aves, Accipitriformes, Cathartidae. The record is from RefSeq and is a predicted model, not a curated record. The transcript is spliced from 3 exons. Gene Ontology annotation, molecular function: proton-transporting ATPase activity, rotational mechanism.